This is a messenger RNA of Polychytrium aggregatum, 1539 nucleotides long. RefSeq names its product Alpha/Beta hydrolase protein. Gene Ontology annotation, molecular function: hydrolase activity. The coding region runs from base 1 to 1401 and encodes 466 amino acids. The record is from RefSeq and is a predicted model, not a curated record. The transcript is spliced from 4 exons. Lineage: Eukaryota; Fungi; Chytridiomycota; Chytridiomycetes; Polychytriales.
AUGUCGCUUUCGUGCUGCUGCCCAUCUCCAUCGUCGAUCGACGGCAACGACACCCGCAAUGCACGCGAGUAUGCAUUUUUCUCUGACCUCAAAUCCUCGGACGACAGCCCCACCCUGCAGUUGGUGCAGACUCUCCCCCGGCCUUCGCACAGGAGCUCUCUACUGAACAUCAUUGUAGGCGGCAUUCGAAGCGUCACUUUCCGUUUCCAAGGAUCUGUCAGCAUGGCUCGCCAUGUCACCAAGAUUUUAUCCACCCCUCCGCCGCUUGGGGUACGCAUCACUUCCCAGAAGAUCGAGUGCAUCCCGGAUCUCUUCGAGGGCUCUUCCCACACGGAUCCACGGCUGGCCCAGUUGAUCGCAAACCAUUCACCAUGUCCCAUCAGAGCGUACUGGCUCGAUCCACGGCCGCUGGUAUCCUUCGGUCAUUCCCGGACCAGCGAUGCAUCUGUGGGUCGAGUCACUCUGUAUUUUCACGGAGGCGCAUACUUUCUGCUUUCCCCUCGAUCCCAUCAGUUCCUGACCGGAAAACUCGCGAAACUCACCCGGUCGAGGGUUAUUGCGAUCGACUACAGCCUGGCUCCGGAACGCCCGUUCCCAUGUGCCCUCCGUGACGCCAUCUCGGCAUAUCGAUUUCUGAUCGACCCACCGCCUGGAGCGACCCACCCCCGAUACGAUCCAAAGAACAUUGUCUUUGCUGGCGACUCGGCGGGCGGCGGGCUGGCCAUCGCAGCGGCCCUGUGGCUCCGAGACGACGAACGAUGGCCGCUUCCCGGCGGACUCGUGCUCGACUUGACUCACUCGAUGCCCAGCUUCGACAACAACGCUCGCUUCGACAUGUUGCCCGACUUUGGCGCCUCGCUCGAAUCCCAAGGGCAAAGACACUUUUAUACCACCAACGACCUCCUGGACCAUCCAUAUGUCUCGCCUCUGUUUGCAACAAAGAUCCCGGCCAAGCCUCUCCCGCCAACCCUGAUCACCGUUGGCAGUGCCGAGCGGCUUCGCGACGAAGGCAUCAAGUUCUGGUCAAAGUUCAAGGGCCGCUGCUUGUCGGAUGACCGUCUGCAUGCACCGCACCAGGUGGUGAUCGAUCCGGAGAAGAACAUGUCAGAUGUAGGGUCUGAGAGCGACGCCGAGGACGUCCGCAUCGAAGUGUACCAAGACAUGCCUCAUGUGUUCCAGAUGUUUCCGUUCGAGCGACUGGCACGGAUGUCGGUCUGCCGGAUCUCAGAGUUUAUUACGGCUGUCCAAGGGACGGAUACUGGCUCAUCAAAGGUCGACCCAUCGAGUCCUGGCGCACCGGGCUCCAAAGCAUCCAGUCCCGAUGGGUCGAAUGCAAGAGUCGGCGGUUCUCGUCGGAAUCGGAUCACGUUCAUUCGGCACAAUGGCGAUGUCGUCGUUUGAGGUGCUGCAAUGAUCUUGUAGGGGCAUUCUUCCCAACACCAGGCUGCUCUUGCACCCAAUAUUCGCUCGAUACAAGCGUACCUUGGAGACCACAGAGACUGGCUUCAUUGCAAGCCUUAGUCGCCCGAGCGAUAGGUA